AUGCUGGGCACUGCCGGAAUAACUGCUGUACACGUUAAAAAACUUGGCCACACUAUUGAAGAGAUACGACUGCGAGCUCUGGAUAAUAUUAUUUCCAAGUAUGAUUUAGGUUUUGUUUGUGAUUGCGACGCUGUCAAGAAAGAGAUAAUCCAGAAGCUGUUUAAUUGGUUUUCAUUCGAGACUGCACCACAGGCAGAGAAAGUAUUGAAUUUGUUAUUGUGGCUUUUAAAGGCAGAUGCAAACAGUUAUUUGAAUGCAUUCGGCAAGUUGAAGUUUCAAAAUGAACUUUACGAAUUGAGGCGAAACCUCUCUCCUGAAUGGUAUGCAAAAUUAGAUGAAAUUGAACAAGUUAUUCUGCAUUUAGAAAAGAGUCGGGAUGUUGCCACAGAAUUUGAUAGACAUAGAACACGAACACAAAAUUAUAUUAGAUAUAAGAAUAAGGAUUAUGAAAGAGAAGAUUAUGAUAAUUUGAACGAUAUUGUAAAUCUGCCGUCUAUCUUGGACAAUACUACACCAUUUAAUACAACAUUGGAUCGUGAGACUGGUAUACGAAUUUCCAAAACGAUAGAAGGUGGUAUUAAAUGGCUCGUAAUGCCAUGGCAGCCGCUAGUUACAUCGGACAAAGGAGUACUUACUGCAGUUGAAGAAGCUCUUAAUAAUAUUAUCGAUAUUAAUCAUAUACUACAUACUUGUCAGUUUAUAACGAAUGUUAUGAUGCAAGAUUUUCCAGCAGAAGUUUUCCUUCAGCGACCUGCAAUAAUCACGAUACUUCAUGGUCUUCUUAACUCGAGCACUAACUCUAGUAUGUCAGAAACUAAUGUUACAUGUAUAGUUCCAACUGUGUUAAGAACUUUGCGUAAAUUAACUCGGUCUCUAAGGUUUCGCAUUUAUUAUUACUGUGAACCAUGUGUGGCAAAUAAAAAACAAAAGUUAUUGGGCAGUAAGUUAGAUAGCAAUGUUUACACAUCCUCAGAAGGUGGAGACGGUCCAGAUAGUGGUCUGCCCGAAGCAAACUAUCAAGCAUAUCAAUCAGCAGGGACUAGUGAUAGAAGUCAAAGUAUUAGUGAAAAUAUCGACGAUUCUGUUUUACAGUUGCAGCAGAUGCUUUUACCGAUUUAUUGUAUAGAAUCUUUGAAACACGUUCUUACCCAAUUAAGCAUUCCUAUCGAUUCCAUAUUUCCUCUACGAAACAUCAAAUAUAUUACGGAUCUAACACAUGAAUUAGUACAAUUGUUAACAAUUUGUAUAAUGCCGAAUAUAUGGCUCUGCAACGACGGUACGGCAUCGAAGAUAAACGAUGAUUUGAAAGCGUUAUUCAAUUUAAUGGGUGAAGUGAUGGAAUAUUUUGGAAGCUGCAGUAAUGUCGAUCACUUGAGGAUAACAUACUUGUAUCUUACUACUAUUAUUAUGAAGUUAUUGAGCAGUAUCGUACCAUUAGAGUUAGCGAACGCUGUUAUACCGAAUGCUUUGAAAGCAUCGAUAACAAAUGCUGUGAUGGACGCACCAAUAUAUCUAUUGUAUCCAGCGUUGCAUUCCAUACUUUUAGAAUAUGCUCGUCAAUUUCAAGACUCUAAUCAAACAGCAUCGGUAAAAUUAUAUGAUGAAACUAGAACCGUUGCAAAAUCUUUGCAAUCAGCUAUUUAUAUAUUAAAAAAUUUAUCGGAGCAAUCACCUUCGGAAACGUUAAGAAUGUUACAUGCGUCUAAAUUGAGUCUCUCGUAUCAUAAAAAUUUAAUCUUCGUUAAAACUGCUAUAAAAUUUUUACAAGAUAUCCCGAAAUAUUCUUUAAAUGAUGAGGAUUGUGCUUUGGCAACAAAACUGAUAUUGAAUUUAUUAGCAAAUGCUGAUAUAGACAUUCGAUAUACCACAUAUGUCGAAUGCUACAUUCUGAUUAAGAGUAUUCUGGGGAUAGAAUAUAAUAAAUUAUCAUGGGAAAAUUUGAUAUUUCUUCUUGAACCCAAUGUCCUGACAGAAAUUAUUUCUCAUGGUGCAAACAGUGAAGAUAGCAAGAUAAAUGAAAUGUCGAGAGACAUGUUGGUAUUUAUACUGAAAGGAAAAAUACAAAUGGGCGAAACUGGAUGGUUAAAAACUCUAGAAGCUCUUAUUCCUGUAUUGUAUCUUUUACAAUGUCACGCUGAUACCUAUACACCAUUAGGACAAUGUAUAACUAAAAUAUUUGAUCCCGAUGUUUCCAAUGAUAUACAGUUGCCCUUUCUUGAGGUAUUAAAAGGCAAUUUAAGGUUUCUCUAUUCAUCAGAUAAUGAUAUUCGAGAAGAAGCAUUAUGUCGAUUAAUCUGGCUCCUUGGGAAGGAAAAGGAUUCUGUCCAGAAAUUGCCGCGCUUAUCAUCUUUACACGGCUUGCCUCUUAGUUCACUCUGUAUAUUUGAGCGUAAAAAUUUUGUUAAGCGAUCAGAAGGCAAUUAUCAGAGAAGCAAUAUGUUAUCCGUAUUGGAAAUGUUGAAUGAACCAAAUGUCGAUCCGAAAAUUCGAAAAUCUGCAUUAGUACAAAUUAGUGUGAUGCUUUCAGACACUUCUUUACAUAAAUUGUUUAUUAAUCAAGGUGGGCUGUCUUUGAUUUUGGAUAUUUUUAAUAAAUCACUGGUAGAAAAGAAUUAUGUAAAUUAUCCAGAUUCUGUGAUUCCGAUAAUCAGCAUACUAAAACUACUCGCAUUUUUUGAAUGUACCAUACGACAUGAGUUAUCUCUCAAUACUGAUGUUUUUUUUAACAUUAUAAGAAGUCUCUUUUUGUUUCCAAACAACGAAUGUGUGAAAUCCGAUGGCGCGCAACUAUUGUGUUUACUACUUUAUAAUGAAUAUAUUAUAAGAGUUAGUGAAAGAGAUAUAGAAAAUAAUAUUGCGUCACAUAUCUCGUUACCAUAUAUUGUUGUGACAAACAUGAAACUACCAUUUGUAUGCAAAUCUCAUUGGAAGACGAGUAUACAUAGGCGAUCUGAUAUGUCAUUACUUCAUGGCAGCAAUCCAGUAGUCUUGACUUUCAUUAGACAAUAUUGGGCCUGGGAAUGGAACAGUGGCGCAAACAUGUUAUGGAAAUGUUUAGAUGAUUUAAAGGAUUCCGAAAUUUCACAGAAACUGAUGAUUCUUGAAAACGAUCUUCUUUCUUUACGAUAUAGUUUUCCUCAAUACUGUUGUCAACAGCAACUUUAUAAUAUUCAAAAUUCUACUACACAUUAUAGCGUUAUAUGUGCGUUAGAUUAUCUUACAAUGUAUUUAAAAUUUUACAAAGUACUUAAUACUCAACGAACUGAAGAAAAAGAUAUCGAGUCACUUCCAUGGGAACAAACAUUCGAACGAUUUUUAUUAUCACAUCCCACAAAUAAAGAGGACUGUGACUUAUUUGUGGACGUUCUAAUUUUUCUGCAAUUAUAUUUAAAUGUUGCAAAACGAGAAAAAGGUUCAUGGAUCAGUAGAAUUAUGAAAAACAUGACGAGAUCACUGGCAGAUUUAUUUAAAAAUUUAGAAGUUGACAAUCAGAAUGUACAUCAAUCCACACUCAAAUUAGUACGCACAUGUUCAGCGAUUGAAAAAACGCAAAAAUUGAACGACGAACCUAAAAACACCUGGAUUCGAUUUGUAGAAUUCGUUGUUUCGACAUUAUGUUUUGGAGAUCAGCAGCAUUUCUACAAUCUCGCAUAUCUUGAUUGGUUGCUAACAUGUUUGACGUAUUUGAUUGGGCAGUGCGAAUGGGGAAAUCAUAAGAAUCUAUUAUUGUCGCUUUGCAAUACGCUUAUUGAGCCGAUCGUGUCUUUUCAUGGUGCUGGUGCUGUCAGUUUUAUGGGUUUAUCAAUAACCAGAAAUUCAAUAAUAUGUCUUAAUCAUUUAUUGCAUCAAAUGCAAGUCAAUUUUAAUAAAAAUUCAUGGAUAGUAUUUUGGUGCGAAGAAGGCCGUUCGUUAAAUUGGCUACCCAUGUUAUGGCAAAAUAGAGAUCCUUUGGUACGCGCUUCGGCUUUACAAUUAUUGGCAGGUUUGAUGAACACAGUACAUACUGCAUCGCAACUCUUCAACGCAAUUGCCAUGGCACCGAGUGAUUUGUGUCACACAUUGCUCCAGUGCAUCACAAGCAGAGAUGAAUCUUGUUUAGUGAGAGAACAAGCGUGUAUUGCGUUUUGUAACUUGCUCAAAAAUUGCAACUCUAUGACUUUUCAAUGUGACGAUUCUUUACAACCACAAGCUAUUCUGAUGCAUAUCGAACAACGCAAUGUAUAUCAUGAAAUCAGUAUACUAUGUUCCAAUAUCUAUAUGUUGACUACUUUAGACGCGGAACAAUCAGAAUGUCAAGAAAACGAUAGCAAAACAAUAAUUCCGCAAAGUUUGCAAUCUAGUUGCAUUUCAUUAGUACCACGCACCGUAUCGCACUUAUACAAUUGUCAAAAUGAGUUACAACUCUUUUCCGGCAGGGUUUCAGAAAUAACGGAUGUGGACAAUUUUAUGGAAUCAAUAGCAACGCCUUCACUUAUUACAGCUGCUUGUAAUUUAUUGAACAAUUUAAUAUUCAUUGGACAACAUGAGGUGAUACGACAAAUUUACGAAUAUUCCAUCGAUAAGUAUUUACUUGGAAGCAGGAAAAAUUUGAGUCAUUAUUCUGACACACUAGAGAUGUAUAUUAGCAUUUGCACAGUUUUAACAAAUUGUAUCACGCAUAGCAAUGAAUACGCAGCCGUCGUACUUUUUUCCUCUGAUUCACUUUAUACUAUAUUUUGCUUCCUAAAUAUCGAUUUCUAUCAGUUUACUGAACCGCGUCUGAUAUAUCUACGCAACAGAUUCUGGACAGAGAUUUAUAAUUUUGUGGCUGUGCUUUCAUUAACGGAAGACCAGCACUUUGAAGCCAUUCAAAGCGCGUUAGAAUUAUGUGGCCCUGAAACGGUCAUGGUUUCCAUUUGUUUCUCGAUAAGAGACUCCACGACAGAUUUGAGAAUGAGUGCUAUUAGCCUCUUAACUUUUCUACUGUCUCACGAGAUUCAGAAAGAUUCCCUGGGAAAAAAUAGCACAUUUUUAUUACAAACUGUGCUGGAUACUAAUAUGGCACAUGUCUCGAUUGAAAGCAAGGAUGGUACUUUGCGAGAUGUCAUAUCGAACGUCAACAAAUUAUCAAUAAGAGACGCGAACGCGCAUUCCAGAAAAUCGAAUGAAAGCGAGAAAGAUUUGCUUGCGAAAGACGAUAAGUUACCGGAUCAAGAACAAGCUACUAUAGGAGACGAAUUAUGUGGACUAUUGCUGUAUCUUUUCAUCGCUCAUAGCUAUACAAAAUCCAAAAAGAGCAACAAACAAUCAGAGGACAAAGAUCUCAUUGUAGGCGCCCUUACUAAUCUACUAUGCGUGUCAAAGAAGGCGAAGCGAACGGCAUUAUGGAGUAAUCUUUCUGAGACUGCGUUGAUGAUCCUAAAAGAAUUAUAUGUCAAAUUGAAUCUUCAACCAUUUGAGCUUUACAAGAAGCAAGCGGAAAAGAAGAUUCAUCCUCUAUUACACGAUGUGAAUUGUAUCUUCAUACUUCUGAUGAACUUUAUGUGUGGAGACGUGUGUGUCAAGGAAAGUUUAACAAAGGAAGGCUUAGCAGACGUAGUACAUAAGUUAUGGGCUUGGAUAGCGUUAAAUAAAAUAGUAUCAACGUCCGCCUUAAAAUUACUGGCGACAUUUACGACGAAAUGUAAUGUUGCCGCACAAUCCUUAACAUUAACAACCAUAUUACCGGGAAGUGGAUUAAGGAAAACGCCAAAUACGCUCGCAUUGAUACAUGUUAUUAUACAAGUAACGUGCAAAGAAAUAGAAAGGGCCGGUCAAAUUUUCGAUAAUCAUAAGAUGCACUUUGCUUUUCACAUCCUGCGAAACACGGUGCAUGUUCAUGAGUGUAGAGUCUGCAUUUCGAAGAGUAAUCUUCUUCAAUUUUUUACCAAGAUACAUCCCACUAUCACCAAAAGAACGAAACCAUGGCCAUUAGUGGAAAUGUAUUGCCUAGAGUUUUUAUUAGAUUUUUCUUACUACGAGGAAGGGCAAUUGUGCGUGCCAAAGGCCACUGAUUCUCUAGAUGUCCUAAUGUAUUUAGCAAAAUGUCCUUCAUCAACGAACAGAGUACUUGCAAUAUCGAUAUUACGCAAUUUAGCUUUUAAUAUAGCGAAUAGACCUCGGCUUCUUAGUUCAGUGGAUUUCAUAAAUUUGUUGCACGACGUUUUCAAGAAUGGAUCAUCAUGUGAAAUCAAUUUAGCUGGCUCCAUGCUGUGGUCUUUGAUCAGUAACAACCAAAAAGGAAAACUUAUUAUGCGAAGUGCCGGGUUCUCUCAAAGCAUUCGGGAAGCUCUUGGCAGAUUUACGUUGUCAAGUAUCGAUGCUAGUAAACAGGAACAGGAAUUAGUCAAAGUUCUGCAAUAUGUGCUCACCAUUCUCAGUCCAAUCGAAGUAAAGAACAGUGAUGCUCAACCUAGUUGAUAUUUUAAAGAAUGAUCAA
Molecule: messenger RNA, 6457 nt
Organism: Atta colombica
Lineage: Eukaryota; Metazoa; Arthropoda; Insecta; Hymenoptera; Formicidae
Gene: ana3
Product: rotatin
Exons: 28
Coding region: 1-6438 (2145 amino acids)
Biological process (GO): centriole replication; centriole-centriole cohesion; ciliary basal body organization
Cellular component (GO): centriole; centrosome; ciliary basal body
Source: RefSeq, a predicted model, not a curated record